CCGGCGGUGCAAGAGGCGGGUCCCUCCCAGAGGCGCUUCCUCGGCGGACCUCGAUCGCUCCGGGGCUCCGUUCGCCUCCGAGACCGGCGGCUCCUCUAGCCCGCCGUGCACAAAGCCCGCGAGCUGCUCGCCGAGAGGCGGCGGUGCGCUGGCAGCCCCGCUGCGCCCCGGCUGGCCGUUAGGCGGCAGUCCGGUCCGCGCCCGCCGAGAGAGCCCAGCCCGGGCCGGCCAGGGGCGCAGCGGGCGGUGCUUGGCGGCUGCGGCUCAGGGGGCGGGCGGGCGGGCGGGGCGGCUGCGGGACCGAGCCCCGCGCCAGCCCAGAAGGCCGCGGCGGGGACGGCCGCUCCAGCCAGCCAGCCGGCACCAGCAUGGGCGGCGGGGCCCGGUUGCUGCCGCUCCUCCUGCUGCUGCUGCCGCUGCUGGUCCCGCGGGGCUCGGCGGGGCCGGUGCAGAGCGAGGCGGAGGCCGAGGCCUGGCUGCGCUCCUACGGCUACCUGCCCGCCGCCCCCCGGGAGCCCUCCACGCUACGCGCCGCCCGGAGCCUGGCGGCCGCCCUGGGCGAGAUGCAGGCCUUCUACGGCAUCCCGGUGACCGGCCUGCUGGACCAGGAGACGCGAGCGUGGAUGAAGCGUCCCCGGUGUGGAGUCCCUGACAAAAUUGGGGCUCAGGUCAAAGCUAACAUGCGGCGGAAGAGAUACGCACUGACUGGACGGAGGUGGAACCAGAUGCACCUGACUUUCAGCAUCCAGAACUAUACGGAGAAACUGGGGUUCUUCCAUUCCUACAACGCCAUUCGCCAGGCUAUCCAUGUGUGGGACCAAGUGACCCCGCUGGUCUUCCAAGAGGUCCCCUACAAUGACAUCAGACAGAAGAGGAGAGCAGAGGCAGACAUCAUGGUGCUCUUUGCCUCGGGGUUCCACGGGGACAGCUCCCCCUUUGACGGCACGGGGGGCUUUCUGGCACACGCCUAUUUCCCUGGUCCUGGAAUGGGAGGAGAUGCUCAUUUUGACUUGGCUGAGCCCUGGACGCUGGACAAUAGGGACGUGUUGGGGAACAAUCUCUUCCUGGUGGCCAUCCAUGAGCUGGGCCAUUCCUUAGGCCUGGAGCAUUCCAGCAACCCCAGUGCCAUCAUGGCUCCCUUCUACCAGUGGAUGGACACGGACAACUUCAGGUUGCCAGAAGAUGACCUUCGGGGCAUCCAGCAGCUGUAUGGGACACCAGGACAGCAGCCCACCAAAUCCCUGCCGACUGUGGUACCCCGGAAGCCAGACCAGAAGCCCCCAGACAAGCCAAACCGCCCCCCCCAGCCCGGCCCCCCUGACCAGCUCGAGCCCAACAUCUGCGAUGGCGAUUUUGACACAGUGACUGUUCUGCGUGGAGAGAUGUUUGUCUUCAAGGGCCGCUGGUUCUGGAGGGUCCGGCAUAACCGGGUGCUGGACAACUACCCCAUGCCCAUCGGGUACUUUUGGAGGGGACUUCCUGGGAACAUUGACGCUGCCUACGAGAGGCAAGACGGACGAUUUGCCUUCUUUAAAGGCGGUCAGUACUGGCUCUUCCGAGAGGCAAACCUAGAACCCGGCUACCCGCAGCCCCUGAGCAGCUACGGGCUGGGCCUUCCUCACGACAGAGUGGAUGCUGCCGUGUGGUGGGAGCCCACGGGACACACGUUCUUCUUCCGAGGAGACAGGUACUGGCGCUUUAACGAGGAUGGGAGCUCCGUGGGCCAUGGCUACCCAAGGAAGGUCAGCGUCUGGGCGGGGGUCCCUGCUGCCCCCAGGGGUGCCUUCCUCAGCCCCGAUGCCGCCUACACAUAUUUCUAUAAGGGCAGGUUGUACUGGAAGUUUGACAACGAGCGGCUGAAAACGGAGCCCGGCUACCCCAAGUCCAUCCUGCGGGACUUCAUGGGCUGCCAGGAGGAGGUGGCUGUGGAGCCGGACCCCGGCCAUCGCUGGCCUGACACAGGAAGGCCCCCCUUCAAGCCCCGGCAGGAUAAGGAAACGGAGGAGGACACUGCAGCCCCCCACCCAGGCCCGGAGGAAGAGGAGGAAUCUGUCGUGGAGAAGGAGAGUGGGGGGCGUGGGGGGGAGGGGGCUGGGGACGUGGACAUUGUGGUGCACAUUAAUGAUUACCCACUGACGCUGAGCAUCGUCAUGGCUGUGGUGCUGCUGUUUCUGCUGCUCUGCGUCCUGGGCCUGGUCUACGUCAUUGUGCAGCUGCAGCGGAAGGGCCAGCCCCACAUGCUGCUCUACUGCAAGCGGUCCCUGCAGGAGUGGGUCUGAAGCCGGAGAGCUGCUGUGGGGCAGGGCCAGGAAAAGGCUCCUCUCCUUCUGCACCCUCCUGGUAACACGGCCGUCUGGCUGGGGGGCACCCUGGGGCUUGCAGAGACUCUGACCCGUGGCAGGGGAGGUUCAGGGGCCCACAUGUGGGGCUGCAGCCCAAUGGCGAUGCUGAAGGCUGAGCCACUUCUGGCUGGAGGGAUUGUUGGUCUGGUUGAGCAAGGAGAAGAGAGGCGGCUGGCCAGGCGUAGCUUUUUCCUAAGUUGCUGCUGGAGAUGAAUCCUGUAGCUCUUUCUCUGAGGUCCUCCAUCCACGGGGAUCCAGGGGCAGGCCUCACUGUUUGGGAUCUGUAGAUCUUCUACACGUGUUCCAGAGACAUGUUUGGAUCUGCUGGAGGCAGGGAGAUCCCCUCAUGCCAUUUGCAGCAGCUGGUCUUGGCCUGCAGUGGGUAUCAUCAGUGGCCGGUCGGCCAAAGGUGGAGGGAGGGGCUGACAUCCUGAAAACCUUGAUCUAUUUUUGUACAUUUUUUUUCCCCAGAGCCUCUUUGGUUACAAAGCUAAGCGUGGAGUAUUUCUUUCUACUGUAAUAAUAUUUCUAUUCCUACUGAUAUUUACUUCUGCUUGAACCCCCUAGAGACGGGGCUCAGGCGGAACAGAGGCUUCAGCCAAGGUCUGGUUGGGUGA
Messenger RNA from Ahaetulla prasina, 2959 nucleotides. It is a transcript of the gene MMP15, whose product is annotated as matrix metallopeptidase 15. Gene Ontology annotation, molecular function: metalloendopeptidase activity; zinc ion binding. The record is from RefSeq and is a predicted model, not a curated record. The transcript has 10 exons. Bases 369 to 2279 code for a protein of 636 amino acids. Gene Ontology annotation, biological process: proteolysis; collagen catabolic process; extracellular matrix organization. Lineage: Eukaryota; Metazoa; Chordata; Lepidosauria; Squamata; Colubridae. Gene Ontology annotation, cellular component: extracellular matrix.